UUGCCGCGAGAAGGAAGAGGUAGGGGCCGGGGGGAGGAGAGACGCGUGGCGCAACGCACCUCGUGCUCGCGCCCCAUCCCCUCCCCGCGACCAGCGGUUGAAGCCCCACCUCCCCACCUUCCCGCCCCAAGGAGAAAGGAAGGAGAGGCGGGCGUAUGGGGCGAUGUGGGUGGGGCGGCGUAGCGUGCGCGAGCGCCGCGGAGGGCGGGGAAGGCGCGAGAGGGGCGGGCUAGAUCGUGCCAACGUAUCCGCCCCGCCCCCUUCGGUCCGGCCGUGUCCCCUCCCCUGCGCGUCGCCAUUUGUCGAGAGACGCCGAAGGGGCGGAGCGGGCGGGCAGUUAUGGCGGUAUGUGAUGGGGACUUGAAGCUUAGGACCGUAAUCGAAGGAGGCUGCGGAGAACCUGGCGGCGAGGAGGAGACUCCGGUUGUCGUCCCAAAGGAGGACGACAACGGCAGCGGCGGCUGGGUGCUUUGGCUCGUGGGUGGCGGCGAGGGCGGCAGCGGCGGCGAGAUGCUGCUGAACAUGCUGGUCGUGCUGCUCCUGCUGCUCGGGGUCUACCGGCUGUGGGUAAGCUGGAGCCGGCGCGAGCCGAGCGAGGUCGCAGGAGACGUCCCAGACACCCCGGCCGUCCCCUCCACCGCCGUGGCCACCCCUUCCAACGAGCUGCCGCCCAUGAAGAGGCGCGACUUCAACCUAGAGCAGCUGCGCCAGUACGACGGCGCGCGCACGCCGCGCAUCCUCCUCGCCGUCAACAGCAAAGUGUUCGACGUGACCAAAGGCAGGAAGUUCUACGGGCCAGCGGGACCAUAUGGACUAUUUGCUGGUCGAGAUGCCUCCAGAGGCCUAGCAACAUUCUGCCUAGAUAAAGAGGCACUCAAAGAUGAGUACGACGACCUCUCCGACCUGAAUGCUGUGCAGAUGGAGAGUGUUAGAGAGUGGGAAAUGCAGUUUAAAGAAAAAUAUGAUUAUGUUGGCAGACUCCUAAAACCAGGGGAGGAACCAUCAGAAUACACAGAUGAAGAAGAUAACAGGGAUCAACUCAAACAGGACUGAACUUUGCAAACAACCAAAGUCAGAGGCCUUCAGAACUGCAACCUCUUUGAAUUCCCUUUCACAGAAUGGCCUGCAGCUUUGGGUUUGGUUCAUCAGCUGCGAGAAAAAACGAAAACACUCGACAGAUUUUGUUCAAGAAAUGUGCGGACUUGUUCCAGAGACCUGCCUGCUAGACACCGCUCGUGCUGCCCAACAUUGGCGGGGCCUCUGGGUGGCUGAGUCACUGAGCAGAUGGGGUGGGGCGGAACUGCACAGCUGUUCCUCUUUGGUGGCUCGCACACACCCAGUGCGCAUUCACUGCUCGGGAAGCACCGUAUGCCGGUCUCUGUUGUUUGUUGUGCCGCCUCUGGUUCAGCCCUGAAGGAAAACUCCUGUGUACCUCCCUUUGAGUAGUUGGCCUACCGAAACAUUAAAAUGUGAAUUUCCAACCGUUGUCACCGAGGUGUUACUAGCUCUGGCGAAACAAGUCAGCAGAGAGCUCAGUGCUCAGAAACCCCGGCAGACCAGAAGGGGGUGUCGGGUGGGCCUUUCCCGGGGGAUUUCUGUCCAAACUCGCUUCCCAGCAUCAAGACCCCCAAAGCCAGCCUUUGCCCCUUUCCAAAUCAAAUCGACAUGAAUUGUGCCUUAUUUCACUUAGGUAGACGUGGAUGGUUUAAGGGGGAGCCCCGGUUGGGAUGUCCCAGAACGUUAGCUUGACUGGAAACCUCACCGUCAUUCUGUGGGUAGAGAAUGGAAAAGGGAGAUUCAGUGUUAACUGCCAUAUCUAGUCAUGUACAUGAACUGAAUCAGCACUGCAAUGGCCAAAUACACCCUCCAUGAUCUCGUAAAAAAGCAAGCCAAGACCAACAGGAAGCUCCCUGUCCCCAGCAGCCUUCCUCCCCUUGGGGGCCCGGCCCUGCGUGGGCGGAGGGCGGUCUGGCCGGGCGUGUGCAUGCGUGUGCGUGGGACAGGGCCUCGGGGGCUGCUUCUGAAGAUGCUGUAAAUAUGAAUGCCAUUUCAAUAAAGCAUGUACCCUGAACCAAAA
This is a messenger RNA of Monodelphis domestica (gray short-tailed opossum), 2077 nucleotides long. RefSeq names its product progesterone receptor membrane component 2 (gene PGRMC2). Gene Ontology annotation, cellular component: membrane; endomembrane system; endoplasmic reticulum. NCBI's taxonomy places the organism in Eukaryota, Metazoa, Chordata, Mammalia, Didelphimorphia, Didelphidae. The record is from RefSeq and is a predicted model, not a curated record.